GCCAGGUGGCCUCAAACCCCAGCUGCAGGGCCAGGUCACCCAGUCAGCCCUCACUUGCUCUCUUUUCUUCUUCAGACUGCGCCAUGGGGCUCAGCGACGGGGAGUGGCAGUUGGUGCUGAACAUCUGGGGCAAGGUGGAGGCUGAUGUCGCAGGCCAUGGGCAGGAGGUCCUCAUCAGGCUCUUUAAGGGGCACCCUGAGACCCUGGAGAAAUUCGACAAGUUCAAGCACCUGAAGACAGAGGACGAGAUGAGGGCCUCCGAGGACCUGAAGAAGCAUGGCUGCACCGUGCUCACCGCCCUGGGAGGCAUCCUCAAGAAGAAGGGGCAUCAUGACGCGGAGCUGAAGCCCCUGGCCCAGUCGCACGCCACCAAGCACAAGAUCCCCGUCAAGUACCUGGAGGUGGGAGGCAGGGCCAGGGGCAGGUCGGGGGGAUGGAGGGAGAGGCCUGGAAGGGGUGAGAUCCCCCAGCCCAGCCACUGACAUGCUGGGCACCUA
Messenger RNA from Manis javanica (Malayan pangolin), 497 nucleotides. The record is from RefSeq and is a predicted model, not a curated record. NCBI's taxonomy places the organism in Eukaryota, Metazoa, Chordata, Mammalia, Pholidota, Manidae.